Molecule: messenger RNA, 156 nt
Organism: Cryptococcus amylolentus CBS 6039
Lineage: Eukaryota; Fungi; Basidiomycota; Tremellomycetes; Tremellales; Cryptococcaceae
Product: 60S ribosomal protein L39
Exons: 4
Coding region: 1-156 (51 amino acids)
Biological process (GO): translation
Cellular component (GO): cytosolic large ribosomal subunit; ribosome
Molecular function (GO): structural constituent of ribosome
Source: RefSeq, a predicted model, not a curated record
AUGCCUUCUCAAAAAACGUUUAUUGUCAAGCAGAAGCUUGCGAAGAAGGCUCGUCAGAACCGACCACUUCCCCAAUGGUUCCGUCUCAAGACUGACAACAAGAUCCAGUACAACGCCAAGCGACGACACUGGCGACGCACGAAGCUCAACCUCUAA